AUGUUUGGCCGCGGACCCUUGAAGAACGUCUGUCGUGUUGUCCUUGCCGCGGAACUGCGGGAAACACAGCACGGGCAGCAUCAGCAGGAUAAAAAGACACCCAACGGUGCCCGUCACAUAGCUGAACCGCCCCAGGUUCCAGGGGCCCGGCUUGAAGGUGUUUCUGGCGUAGGUGAUUCUGAGAAAAAUCGGCACCGUGAACGACACAAACGCGCCUGUCGCGCCGAACGAGAACACCGCGUUUAUCGCCUCGCCCUUGAACAUCAGACACAGCAGACACUCGCCCACAAACCAGUUGAACCACACCGCGUUGACCGGCGUCCUGGUGUACGGGUUAACGCGGCACCACACGCGCGACAGCGGGAUGCACCCGUCUCUGGAGUACGAGUACAGCACGCGCGACGCGGCGAGCAUGCUGGAGAAGUCCAUGAUGUACGACAGGACGAUGGUCAGGGCGGUCAUCGCGAUAGUUCUGUCUCUCGUGAGGACCUGGCUCAGGAACGACACGAACGGCUGCCCCAGCUCUCCGUCGACGGCGGCCGUCACGUCGACGAUCGUGUACGCCAUGCCGAGCUGGAACGCGAAGCCGAGCACGGCGCCGAGCGACGCGGUCAGCACGAUCGCGUUCGGCGUCACAAUCUCGGCGUUCGUCGACUCCUCAGCGAGAUGGAACGGAGCGUCGAAGCCGGACAUGAUCCAGAUAGCAGCCAUGAAGCUCAUCAGGACGGCCAUUCCGUCGGGCCAGUCGGUCAUGUUGGUGAUGGCCCACGCCUGGGAGUUGGAGUUGAACUUUGGCAGGCCUUGCUCGGUCCUCGUGUUGCCGCCUAG
Molecule: messenger RNA, 828 nt
Organism: Ogataea haglerorum
Lineage: Eukaryota; Fungi; Ascomycota; Pichiomycetes; Pichiales; Pichiaceae
Exons: 2
Coding region: 1-828 (275 amino acids)
Source: RefSeq, a predicted model, not a curated record